CAAAUGUGGUUAUACAAAUUAGUCACCUUGUAAAAAAUGUUUAAUUACAUCAUUUUAAAUCUGUCUGUAAACAAUGUGCAUGUUUGAAAAGCCCUACCAACUGCAUAAAGUCCAGACUGCUGAAAUCAAGUAGUGGUGAAAACAUCAAGGUCGGACCCUAGCUGGUAAAGCAGAUGUUGAGUGAUUUAUAAACAUGUGAGUUUCUGACACAUGGCUACACUAGUGUGAUUGAUUCUUCACGUAUCCACUGUACGUCGAGUGGUGAGUAAAUCACAAAACAUUUAAGCUUUGCUUUCUGUCCUAUAGAAGCGUGUAAGCAAUAUAAGCACUCUCUAUAAUGUCUGUGUACAUACAGGUCAGGUACUAUAUAAGGCACACAGCCCUGAGGGUAUAGUUACCUGCACUUCAGUUUACAGGUGUGACUCUGAUGUCAGCAUUGUAGCAGAGCUGAGCGCUGGAGUAAAAUCACUUUACACCUAGUAUGAUCUGACGCCAGUUUCAACACAACAAUGUUCACCUAUUUUCUACUUUUGGGAAUGAUCUGCACAUGCAGCACACACCUUCAUGGACGUCAUAAAAGAUCUUGGAUUAUAGACUCGUUUGACAUUGUGGAGGAACACCCGGGACCUUAUCCAUUUGAACUGGGUCAGAUUAAAUUGGACCGUAGUUAUUCAGUGGAGUUUUUGCUAAAAGGCAAAGGGGUGGAUGAAGAACCAAAGGGCGUCCUUUCUAUAAAUCCCACCACAGGAUUAAUUAAAGUGCAUCGUAAAGUCGACUACGAGCAGUUCAGAGUUCUCAAGCUAACGUUUCAAGCAAGAAAUAAGUCCAACUAUGCUAUAGACACGCAACUAGGCAUGGAGGUCAACAUACUGGACAUAAACGAUAACGCGCCCGUCUUUCAGACCAAGUUAUAUAAUGUCACUAUAACUGAGGCCACCAAGCAAGGUGGUUUUAUAUUAGGUGUAUUAGCCACAGAUAGAGAUGCACCGGGAACUAUUAAUUCAACUGUUGAUUACAAAAUCAUUUCUGUAACUCCAAAAACUCCAAACGCUGAAUUUUACAUGCGAGACAAUGCUAUAAUAUCAUUUCGAGGAUGUCUGGAUUAUGAGGUGGCUAAUAAAUACACUAUACUAGUUGAAGCAAAGGACCGGGGAGAGAUUGUAAAGAUGUCAAGCACGACUACAGUGGUUAUUAAUAUUCAGGAUGGCAACAAUCACAUGCCUGUUAUAACAGGACAAACGGGCUCUAGUAAGGUGUUGGAGGGUACGAAUGGUUCCUCCCCCCUUAUCAUACAUACAACUGAUUUAGACACCCGUCUCACUGCUGCGUGGAGGGCCGUGUACACCAUACAAGGAGAUAAAUAUGAUCACUUCUCCAUCCACACCGACCCGGACACUAAUGAUGGAGUACUCACAGUUGUUAAGCCCCUAGAUUAUGAAAAGCAGGCACUACAAAGUAUCAGCAUUACUGUAGAUAAUGAUGAGCCUUUUUACUCGUGUGAGGUGAAAGACAGGCCUGCAAGUGGGCUUUGGAUUAUCACUUCACAUCAAGCCACAAAAUCCACUCGAGGCUUUAACAUUACAGUGGAAGACGUCAACGAGCCCCCGUAUUUCCCUCAGCGGGUGAGGAGGGUAGUGUUGGAGGAGAACGGUGCCGUCGGAGUGUUUGUGGACAAAGUGGUGGCGGUCGAUCCUGAUACUCAACAAAAACCUGUACUGCAGUACACUCUUGAACAAGAUCCUGCAGGCUGGCUCAGAGUCAAUGCCACAACAGGAGAGAUCUUUGUGAAAAAACCUUUAGACAGAGAGUCAAGUUAUGUGAAAAAUGGCACUUAUACAGUCACUGUGAUUGUCACUGAGAAAGAUGACCCUAAAAUGACAAGCACUGCUACGGUUAACAUCUACGUCGAAGACAAGAACGAUAAUGUGCCCAUGUUAAAGGAAACCGCCGUCUCUGUCUGUCAAUCUGAUGAGGUUUCUAGUACAGAGAUCACGGCGUAUGACCUUGAUGGAGAUCCAUACAGUGGACCAUUCAGAUUUGAACUAAUAGGAGAUGUUAAGGACGAAUGGAGCAUCGACCCGAGCCACGGUAACACCGUGCACUUGGUGAAACACAAAAACGUUUAUCCUGGUAUGUACACACUGACGGUGAAAAUUUCGGAUAAGCAGGGCAUCUCUUUUCUCCAGAAUCUCACCGUCUCGGCGUGCGAUUGUUCAGUCUCACCAAGCUGUCUUGUUCAACGCAACACACAGAAAAAAGUAGGAACCGGUGUCAUUGGAACGGCCAUCUUUGCCUCACUGCUGGUUUUCGCACUUCUGCUGCUCUCCAUCACUUGCUCUUGCGGGGCUGUAAAGUCUUUGGCACACGUGGACUAUGUUUUAAAUAAUGUCCUGCCAUCUAACACUGAGAACCCUGGAACAGAUUGUAUGGUCCCGAACACUCUCCUGAAGAAAAAAUAUGAGGCUCAGUCAAAGGAGGCUACUCUGGUAUCUAACAAUAUUCAAACCAAGGUGAACGUUCAGCAGGUAGCGAGCAUGAAUAUGAGCCCUCGUAAUACCCUGAUUCAAAUGAAUGGAAUCCAGACCAGCAAAAGAGCGCAAUACAAUUUCAAUGAGAUAUCCACAUGGAAACAGUCCCUGUAUCGGAGUAACAGUCAUUAUAAGGGUACAAUGGUUAGCAGAAUGACCUCUAAAAGACAAAAUUCAUAUACCAUGAGCCGACUGCAUUUACAAAAUAUACUCGUACAGAGGCUUCAUUCAAUACAGUCACUGGGAAAUGAGUUGCUUGAUUAUGAGCCUCAUCGUUACGCUUUUGAGGACAACUCUGAAUACUUUUCAGACCUGGACCCUAUAGACUUGCCCGAUAAUGACUUUGAUCCUGAGCCGUUCUCUGACCUUGGACCUGCAUUUAGGCAACUGGCUUCAAUCUGUAACCCAGAGAAAAGCUCGACAACAAAAGUGAUUGAAAAUGGCACUAUAAAAUAUAUGUAAUAUAUGUCCUAAGUAAAGUAAUAUGGGUUAUUUUGAAUAGGAUUAAGGGCUCGGUCAUACCAAGAAUGAUCAUAGUGACAAUUCUCAUAAUGAUAAGUGAAUUGGAGUUACAAUUUAUUUUGAUAGUCCACUUUAGACAUUUAGGGAAGGGAUACUUGUAUUCAGUAGAAUGACAGAUGAGGGACCAUUAAAAUAAAUUGUUAAUACAUAUUAAGCAGACAGUCUACUAACUACUCUAUGACUAGCAGUUGACAAGUGGUUACAAUAAAUAGUUAGUAAAAUGUGUAGUAUGAAGUGGACUAUUAAAAUAAAGCAUUACCGAAUUUUGAUUGUUUUGUUUUUCCGUUCAAUAAUAUUGUUCCUCUGUCAUUAUAAUUGCGGUAUGGAGUGCACUUCUAUCUUACAGUUAAAAUUAUUUUUUUAAACUAUCUUAUAGUUAUGGUUCUUGGUGUGAACAGGCCUUAACUGUUGCAAAAAAUAAUCUUUUAUAGGUAUUUGGGUGUAAUUGAGACAGGGCUUAUUUUUUAGUUGAAUAGAUUUAUGUCCUUAUAUUUUUUUACGGCGGGGGUUUGUUUGUUCAAGCAGGAUAAUAAAUCAUGUGGAUAUCUUACUUUAAAA
This is a messenger RNA of Misgurnus anguillicaudatus (oriental weatherfish), 3608 nucleotides long. It is a transcript of the gene cdh27, whose product is annotated as cadherin 27. Gene Ontology annotation, cellular component: catenin complex; plasma membrane; adherens junction. Gene Ontology annotation, biological process: calcium-dependent cell-cell adhesion; cell-cell adhesion mediated by cadherin; cell morphogenesis. The record is from RefSeq and is a predicted model, not a curated record. Gene Ontology annotation, molecular function: calcium ion binding; cadherin binding; beta-catenin binding. NCBI's taxonomy places the organism in Eukaryota, Metazoa, Chordata, Actinopteri, Cypriniformes, Cobitidae.